This is a messenger RNA of Closterium sp. Yama58-4, 573 nucleotides long. The record is from the annotation of a GenBank genome assembly. NCBI's taxonomy places the organism in Eukaryota, Viridiplantae, Streptophyta, Zygnematophyceae, Desmidiales, Closteriaceae.
AUGCUAUAUGGAGACCAGGCCAUGUUCUGCCGGGCACAAGACUUUGUGCGCAUUGGAGGGUUUGAUGAGAGGCUGGCCAUCUUGGAAGAUGCUGACCUCUCAGAAAGGAUUCAUGUGGAUGGCUGGCGACAAAAUAUGCCAGUUCGCAGAGGUUCGCUUCGUGGCACUGGAGGGUCUGAUGGUCAUGGCAAGCUGAGAUUCAAGCGUGGCGUCGCGCUCUUAGUCUCUGAUAGAUCGGCGCUGCGCGUUUUUGAGGCGGCUCAAAAGUCGUUCCCCUUUGCGAUUGGCGCUCUGGCUACUUCGACUGUCGUUGCGGAAGCGUCGUUGCUUUCGACGUCUGAGGACUCGACGUCUGCGGCGUCGAUGGUGCCGCAAGGUGCUGCGAAAAUGAGCUCUUUCGAGGUCGAGGAUAGCCCCUACAACAACGACAAGCGGCGGCGGUCCAACAGCCUCUUCGUGCGAGCGGGUGUGUACCUGCAGCAGUCGCCGGCGCUUCAGUUCGCCGCCUUCCUCUGCACGCUCGUUUUCCUCUGGGGCAUCACCUUCGCACUCUCCCCCAACCGCCUGCCGUAG